GGCAGAGCGGCGGACCUCGGGGGAAAAGCGAGGCGAGGGGCAGUUUGCCGCUUCUCCGUCCGUCCAUCCGCGUGGUUUCACGUCUUUCUCUCCCCCCUCCCCACUCUUUCUCCUCCUCCUCCUUCUGGAGCCGCCGCCUUCUUUCGCUGCUCCGCUUCCCAUCUUCUCGUUCAGCCAGCCAUGGAGGCAUUUCCAGUCGGGGACGAACUGGGCAGCACCCCGGAACCCACCAUUUUGCAGCCUGCCGGGACCGCUCCAGCGCCGGCUUAUCCUGCUCUCGAGUCGCAACAAGGCGAGCACCUGCGCGUCGGGGAGGACGUCCAGUUCAGCGAAGGGGUGGAAGACAGAGGUUUGCUAGAAAGCAGUACAAAAUUAAAACCUCAUGAAGCUCAAAACUAUAGAAAGAAAGCAUUGUGGGUUUCGUGGGCCUCCAUUAUUGUUACACUGGCUCUGGCUGUGGCUGCUUUCACUGUCUCUGUAAUGAGGUACAGUGCUUCAUCAUUUGGAUUUGCAUUUGAUGCCACUUUGGAUGUGUUGUCUUCAGUGAUAGUUCUGUGGCGUUACAGCAAUGCAGCAGCAGUUCAUUCGGCACACAGAGAAUAUAUAGCUUGUGUCAUCUUGGGCGUGAUAUUUCUUUUGUCCUCUUUAUGCAUAGUGAUCAAAGCCAUCCAUGACCUUGCAACUAAGUUGCUUCCAGAAGUG
Messenger RNA from Thamnophis sirtalis, 702 nucleotides. NCBI's taxonomy places the organism in Eukaryota, Metazoa, Chordata, Lepidosauria, Squamata, Natricidae. The record is from RefSeq and is a predicted model, not a curated record.